Molecule: messenger RNA, 1227 nt
Organism: Morus notabilis
Lineage: Eukaryota; Viridiplantae; Streptophyta; Magnoliopsida; Rosales; Moraceae
Product: F-box only protein 6
Exons: 1
Coding region: 29-1150 (373 amino acids)
Molecular function (GO): protein binding
Source: RefSeq, a predicted model, not a curated record
UUACCACCACACCACGCCACGCCACGCAAUGUGGAGUGACCUUCCCUUUGAUCUCUUAUCCAACAUCUUCUCCUUCCUCUCCCCGGACUCUCUCGCCUGCGCCGCCUCGGCGUGUCGGCAGUGGCACGAGUGCGCAAAAACUCGACGUCGUCCGGCUUCAAAUUCAUAUUUAUCUAAUUGGUUCGUGGCCUUGCCACUUCGCAGCCACAAAAAGGACAAUCUUUCUUGCUAUGCUCAAAACCCCACGAACAAAAACUGGCACUUUAUCUUUCUAAACUUCUUACCAUCCCCAAUUAGGCCUCUCACCUCCAUAAAAAGCCUCAUCCUUUUCAAAACCACAAACCCCACUAAUCUUCUCAAUUUACUUGUUUGUAAUCCAUUCACAAGAGAAUUCAAGAAACUUCCAAUCUUGAGCACGCCAAGAUCCAACCCGGCCAUUGGCGUCAUACCUCUGGGCGACGAUGGCGGCUUCCAAGUCUACGUGGCGGGCGGAAUGUCCGAGGCGCCACGUGGCGGGGCAACCUACGAGCCGACCAUGGAAGUCUACGACUCCAGACACGACACGUGGCGGGUCGUCGGGCCGUUGCCGACGGAGUUCGCCGUGAGGCUUACCGUUUGGACGCCAAACGACAGCGUUUUCUGCGACGGCGUGGUGUACUGGAUAACUUCUGCCCGGGCGUACAGCCUGAUGGGGUGCGACAUUUCGUCGAACAGCUGGCUGGAGCUGAGGGUGCCCAUGGCGGAGAAGCUGGAGUUCGCGGCGGCGGUGCGGCGGAAGGGGAGGCUGGCGGUCGUCGGCGGCGGCGGGGCGUGCGGAGGGGGCGCGUGGGUGUGGGAGUUGGGCGAGGGAGAUUCGUGGGUUUUGGUUGGGAAAGUGCCGGGUGAAUUGGGCGUGAAGUUUGUUGGGGAAAUGGGAAGGUGGGCUAGUACGAAGUGUGUGGGUUGUGAUGGAGGGAUUUACCUGUACAGAGAGGUUUUUGGGCCGGGAAUGAUUGCUUGGAAAGAGGUUGGAGAGAGUGGGGAAUGGGAAUGGUCUUGGAUUGAAGGAUGCUCUUUUGUUGGAGGGGAAAAAGUGCCACAAAACUUGCAAAUGAAAGGAGUGCUUAUUCCACCAAAUCUUGCUCAAUCGUGUUUCUUUUUAGGCAAAUGAGACGGCUUUGUGAAAAUGCGGGUCCUUUUGCUGCUUUUGUGUGUAAGAAAAUUACUUGUAAAUGAUUCUUUUUUGAA